AUGUUCCUAAGAACAGUUCUUCUCCAGUUUCAUAUACGGAGGGUGACGUCGUCUCGUCUCGGUCAGUCCGAUGACGUCGUACUUGAUCUUCUUGGCUUGCAUCAUCAGAUCUUCGAUGGCCGCUUCCGAUGCAAGCGGCAGCAUACCACGACGACUGACGUACUGAGGGAAACUGCUGGACAAGCUAGAGAUUGCGGUCGUAGAUUGCAGGAUCAAGGAGGUUCGUUCGCUGAAUCAACUUCUUCGAAGUGGAUAGUUCUGACGGCAUCGCAUUACUCUUAUGAAGAUCUGCAGCAAAUCUCGUUGCUAGAAGGUUGGCAGCUUGUCGUCGUCAAUGGAUCAGAAACCUCCCAUACUUUACAGAAGCAAAAUGUACACUAUUUAAGCCAGGAACACUACAAAAUGUUAGGGUUGGAUGUUGAGUCAAGCAUCAGUAGGAAGAAUGUCGGACACUUAUACGCUAUUAUGAACGGAGCGGAAUGGAUUUACGAUGUCGACGGAGGUGUAAUUCCGUCGAACAAUACACUCUCGCUGUUCGACUACGGAGGGGGACACAGCGGACUUCAGUAUCUAGCCGUAGGCUGUAUAUCUGUAAUAGAGAGGAUUUUCAAUCCAUAUAUCUUUUUCGGAGGACAACCACAUUGUCCACAUGGAUUUUUAGGAGAAUAUUGUCAGAGGUAUAAGAACUGUAGGAGAUGUGUGCGGUCUUGCCGUUACAUGAGAACAUCUACGAUUCAGCACGGAAUAUCUGAGAGGAGAUUGAGCAAGUUCGCUCCACCUAUAACUCUGAAAGAUACAUUCUCCCCAUGGUACUCGUUUAAUACAUUGUUCCAUAGAAGAGCAUUUUUUGUUUUAUUUCUUUCAACACUGAAAGGGCGUCGAAGCCGAAUGAAUCCGUUCGGAGCAUCCAUUGUGCUGCGGUCUUUCUUUGCACAGAAGCUUUUGCAAAUUCUUGGAGACACUACUGCUAUAAAUCCAUUUCACGGGUAUCAGCAAAGAAUACUGCGAACACUUUCGGAAGAAGAAACUUCUGAGAAGGCAUUCCAACCGGAUCCAAAGUUCCUUCAAUUCUUAGACUCAUGGGAAUGUCGAAAAGUUGACAUAUCGGAGUGUGCACUUGUUCUAGCAGAAAAGUUCAGAGAUCGAAAUUACUGGAAAAAUGAGGAUUAUUUGUUGUUCAAGGAUUGGGUGGACAGUCUUCGCUUUCUAAGAUACGAAUUCCCAUCAACAGUGGAUGAUGAACCCGAUUUGCCUCAGCCACCAUACCGCAACUGCAGGUCCGCUUACGUCACUUUUACUUCAACAGCGAUGUUAAACACAUCACUACCGGAUGUUGAACUGGCGGAGAAAAAAUUGAAUUUCCUCAAGGAUUUGAACGUAUGGUGCGGAGAAGCACUUCCAUUGGGCGAAAAGUUACGCUCCGUAUCUGCCGAACAACUAGCAACACUCCAUAGCAAUAACGUUGCGUUAUCAGGGAAACUAGAUACGGUUUUGGUGAUCAUCAACAAUUAUCCAUGGCACCUAAGUCUUGGGAUUUUACAGCGCGUCCAUCUACCGUAUUUUGGUCUUGUUAUAUUUUGUGGAACAUUUGAUGGAAGAGUUCUGGAAGAAAAAGGAUUUCCGCCAACUCUGGAUGAUUUUGCCUUCGUUGAUGUUAGCAAGGAAGAAAUAGUACGUGGUAUUUUUCUAUACUAUUGCUUAUUGAAAGUUGUAGAAAUGAGACUACGCAAUGUUAGAGGAUAUUUUGUUACUGCUGAUGACCUAGUUUUUAAUUUUUGGCACAAAAUCGAUUUGGAUUUCACGUAUCAUCCACUGGGAAUAAUAGGUAAAAGCGUUCCUGGAUGGUACAAUGGACCUGCUGGAACUCCCGCUUUACAAAGAGCUGUGACACUCUUCACGAAAACCUAUAAGGAUUAUCCUGCUGUGCAAGCGGUGUGGAAAAGAUAUAAAGAAAAGGUGCUAAAAUACGGAAAAAUAAAAAAUGCAUCUGAUUAUCUCAUUGCAACUAACGGUUUCGCUGCUAGCGAUUUCUUCUAUGUCCCAUCAACAGAAAUCACAUUUUUUUACGAUUUUAUGGAAAUUUUAUUCGAAGCUAGAGUGUUCAAAGGAAUUGCCGUUCUCAAAUUUCUUGCCAGUGUUCAACAUAUUGUACCACCAAGGUCCAAAGUGGCAAACACAGUGGCUCGAGAACUCUGGCCACUCUAUUACAGUGGGGAUUUAAUAAUGUUACAUCCAUUAAAACCGAGUACUCUCCGGAUGCUGUCUGAAAAACAAAGGUAUUGCUCCAUGGUCAUACGUACAUUCGUGGAGGUGCUGCUCAAUCUUUGA
This is a messenger RNA of Necator americanus (New World hookworm), 2328 nucleotides long. RefSeq lists its product as uncharacterized. Lineage: Eukaryota; Metazoa; Nematoda; Chromadorea; Rhabditida; Ancylostomatidae. The record is from RefSeq and is a predicted model, not a curated record. The transcript has 24 exons. The coding region runs from base 1 to 2328 and encodes 775 amino acids.